This is a messenger RNA of Euleptes europaea (tarantolino), 1598 nucleotides long. RefSeq names its product fukutin related protein (gene FKRP). The coding region runs from base 30 to 1541 and encodes 503 amino acids. Gene Ontology annotation, biological process: protein O-linked glycosylation via mannose. The record is from RefSeq and is a predicted model, not a curated record. The transcript has a single exon. Gene Ontology annotation, cellular component: Golgi apparatus. Lineage: Eukaryota; Metazoa; Chordata; Lepidosauria; Squamata; Sphaerodactylidae.
CCCCGUAACGUCCUCCCGGCCCUUGCAAGAUGCGUGUCACCUUCUGCCAGGCCGUGCUUGCUGUUGCCAUAGCAUUUAACCUGCUGGUCCUCUACUACAUCUCGCGGCUGCAGCAGCACGUCCUACACCGCCACAGGGACCACACGCAGCCGAGCUCCCGUCAGCAGGUCAGUCCCUUGAGGCCUGGUGUGACCGUCCUCAUCAGGGAGUUCGAAGAUUUCGAAAACUACGUUCCCGACGUGGUGCGGUCUUUCCUGAAACAGGAACCGGACCUGCCCGUUGUGGUGGCAGCAGACCACUUGCCGUACCCUCCCAUGGUUCUCCCUCCCUCUCCCAACGUCCAGGCGAUCCUUCUCAAACCGACCCCCGACCAGCCCCCCCAAGUAUUCAGGCCCGAGAUCUACGUGAGAACGGAACACGUAGCCCUGGUGCCCGAUGGGGUGAAGACAGAUUUGACAUCUCAGCUGGAAAGGAUGCUGGAAGAGUUCAAGGCCAGCCAAAGCAAGGCGGAGAUGGUUGCGGCUCCCGUACACUCCAUGGCCCCUCUCCGGUGCCUGAACCUCCGGGUCAGCCUUAAAGAGUGGACGGCCGAGUACUCAGCGGCUCCUCCUUCCUCCAAACUCUGCACAGCCUUGAGAGGGGAGGCUGUUCUCCUUCUCCGCACCAAGGACCUCUUCAACCUCUCCACACCCUUGGCCAAACCCUUGCUGACCUCCCUCUUCAUCCAGACCUCCCUGCGGGGGUGGGCGGUCCGCAUCCUCGACGUCUCUUUCUUGACGCUUCACCAGCCUUUGCUCACCUCCUCCCACAACCAGUGGAAGGCCGACAACCUUGCCAGAUCCAACCGGCUACAGCUUUUCCGGGAUUUUGGAAUCAAGCGGGUAAUCCUGGAGGACAGGAAGGAGCAGUGGUUUGGGUGCGGCAAGGAGACCCCGCGGUGCUUUGGAACCAUCCACGAUGACACCCCGGAAUACCUCUACCAAAACCGCUGGACCCCGCCCUGCUGCCUCAAAGCGUUGAGGGAAACCUCCAAAUACGUAAUCAACAUCUUGGAGACGUCCGGGGUACGGUACUGGCUGGAAGGGGGGACACUCCUCGGGGCGGCCCGUUAUCACGACAUUAUCCCGUGGGACUAUGAUGUCGAUCUAGGCAUCUACCUGGAGGACAUCCCCAACUGCGAGCUGCUCAGGAACGCCGAUUCAGGCUCCAUUGUCGACGAGAAGGGCUUUGUCUGGGAGAAAGCCAUCGAGGGGGACUUCUACCGAGUGCAGUACAGUGAACACAACCACUUGCAUGUCGACCUGUGGCCCUUCUACCCCAAGAAUGGUGUGAUGACCAAGGAUACCUGGAUGGACCACCGGCAGGAUAUUGAGUUCCCCGAACACUUCCUGAAGCCCUUGGUCCCCAUCCAGUUUGCUGGCUUCCUGGCACUUGCUCCCAACGAUUACCGGGGCUUUCUGGAGCUGAAGUUUGGAGAAGGGGUGAUUGAAAACCCUGAAUAUCCCAACCCAGCACUGAAGAGAAUGGAGAAGGAAAACUGAAUAGGAGCUUUUGACAGUCUGGGCCUUAAAGGGAGAGACUCUUGAGUAUCUCAGAGC